Molecule: messenger RNA, 612 nt
Organism: Acinonyx jubatus (cheetah)
Lineage: Eukaryota; Metazoa; Chordata; Mammalia; Carnivora; Felidae
Gene: TSLP
Product: thymic stromal lymphopoietin
Exons: 5
Coding region: 1-558 (185 amino acids)
Molecular function (GO): cytokine activity
Source: RefSeq, a predicted model, not a curated record
AUGGAAAUGGCCCUGCAGGAGAAAGAUAGGCAAUUCAGUGUGGGUGGAAAGACUUUAGUGCGAAACAGGGGUGGAGUUGAGUUUCCAAGUAUAUUGCCUGAUGCCUUAUUAUUUGUUCUGUCAGUUUUUUUCAGGAAGAUCUUCAUCUUACAACUGGUAGGGCUGGUGCUAACCUACAAUUUCACUGACUGUGACUUUGAGAAGAUUAGAAAGAAGUAUCAGGAAGUCAUUUAUCAAGCCCUGAAUAAAUACAUGAAUGGGGUCAAGAGCACCGAAUUCAACAACUACAUCUACUGUGAAGACCCGCCAGAUUGCCUCGCUAAAAUCGACCUCAUUACCUUCUAUCCCACCCACGGCUGCACGACACUGGCCAAGGAAAUCUUUGCGGUAAGAACUAACGCUACGCUCACUCUCCAGUGCCCAGGCUACUCAGGAACGCAGAUAAAUAAUACCCAGGCAAAGAAGAAAAGAAAGAAAAGACAAGUUACAACAAAUAAAUGCCUGGAACAAGUCUCACACUUAAUGGAACUGUGGCGUCGAUUCAGUCGCAUUUCAUAGAAACAAAAUACACCUUCCUUCAGGCUGUAUUUCACCCCAACAAAAUAAAUCAUC